This is a messenger RNA of Dimorphilus gyrociliatus, 666 nucleotides long. Lineage: Eukaryota; Metazoa; Annelida; Polychaeta; Dinophilidae. The record is from the annotation of a GenBank genome assembly.
UAAAUGCUCCAAAUGUCUCUAUCUGACUAGAUACCAGUUUUCGAUAAAUCGAAAUUUUAAAAAAAAAUGGACCAAAUAUCUCCGAAAACAUCUCCAGCUGUUCAAAAACCUGAUUCCACUGGAACAUUAAAAACUAAGAUAUGCUUGCAACCAGGACGGGUUCCUUCCAUUAUUCGAUCCUUUUAUAUGAUGGGAGAUUUACCAGAAUCUAGUAGUAUUAAUGGAGCAUCAGAUCUUAUAGCUCACUACGGUUUGGAACAUUCUUAUAAAAAGUUGAGCGGUAAAAAGGUAAAGGAAAAAUUAAGUAGUUUUUUACCUGACCUACCUGGAGAUGUAAACAUGCCGGGAAACCUUGAUAAUAGCUCAUUAAGAAGUAUUAUCGAAAAACCUCCAAUAACUGGAAAAGAAUUUAGACCACUUUCUGGAAGCCAACUUAUAGGAUUCAAGCUGCAUCCAGGAAAACUCCCAGAAACAUAUAAGACUUUAGUAUCAGGUUUGAGUAGUGUGAGUAAUGAAAGAAAGAAAAGGCCUAAAGAAAGAGGUGGAGACUCAACCGGUGAUGAAGAUACUGAGAAGCGUGUAAAGAAAGAGAAGAAAGUUAAAGAAGAGAGUUUAAAGAAAAAGAAAAAGAAAAAAGAUAAAAAGAAAAAAGAUCGAAGUUUAUGA